Eruca vesicaria subsp. sativa (arugula) is the source of this 1197-nucleotide messenger RNA. The record is from the annotation of a GenBank genome assembly. NCBI's taxonomy places the organism in Eukaryota, Viridiplantae, Streptophyta, Magnoliopsida, Brassicales, Brassicaceae.
AGAGUGUUUUCUUUGUGCAAACUCGUUGACCAAAAGAAAAAAGAAGAGAGGCGAAGAAGAAGAUGAUGAUGAAUGUUAGGGUGUUGUUUCUAGCUCUCCUUCUCCUCGCAACUCCUCUCCUUCAAGUUGCUAGAUGUCAAGUGGACGAUGAUCAUUCCAGUCUUGUUGACGAUGUUGUCGGAGAACACAGUGAUUCUGCUGUUGACGAAGAUGACCAGGACUUGGAUCUCAACUUGACAUCAGCUCCAGGAGUUGAAACUGUUUGUGUUUUCCCCAAAAACAGUGCCAAAGUGGUUCCAGCUGGAGAAGAGACUGAGCUCAUUGUUGCUCUCAGAAAUGAUGGGAAACCUAGGGUUGGUGUGAUGGGAAUCAGGGCCAGCGUCCAUCUUCCUUAUGAUCAUAAGUUGUUGGUUCAGAAUCUUACCAUGAUGAGAUUCAACAAUGCCUCCAUCCCUAAUUCUGUUCAAGCAACAUUCCCCUACAUCUUUGCAGUUAGCCAGUACCUGCAGCCUGGAGCAUUUGAUCUGGUGGGUUAUGUCAUCUACGACGUGGAAGGGAAAGCAUACCAGAGUGUCUUCUACAAUGGAACCAUUGAGGUUGUUGAAUCUGGAGGUCUUCUCAGCGGUGAGUCUGUCUUCCUUAUUACACUUGGGCUUGCUCUCCUCAUGCUCCUCGGUCUAUGGGCAUACAGCCAAGUACAGCGUCUCACCAAGAAAACCAAAAAGGUGUCAAAGGUGGAAGUAGGAACAAGGUCUACGGACGCAUCAAUGGACGAGUGGCUCGAGGUUCGCAUCUCUCUCUCUUUUACUAGAGUUUGUUUCCUUUUCGUUGAGAUUGAAGUGUGUUGUUUUGUCUUUCAGGGAACUCAUUUGGCCAAGACAUUGUCUGGGAAAUCAAAGAGCAAGAAGAACUAAAGAGUCCUUUACAGUUCUUAUAGACUCAGCUUUUUGGCGUUUUGAAAGAGUUUUAAGUUCAGUCUUGAGGAAGUUUAGGGUUAUAAACGUUACUCUUUUUUUUUGUUCAUGCAUUGUACCAUCUAGACAAUCUUUCUUUUUCUUCUUGUCGUACUUAUUCUCCUCAUGGAACAACUUAACUUAUAAUCUCCCCUUUACAAGUAAGAAUUAGACCAGCUAGUUUCGAAUUUCACACUAGAACAUUGCAAAAGAAAAGUAGAAGAAAACAGCAUUGACGAGAGGA